AUGGGAAAACUCUCCUAUCUGAAAAACCCAAGGGUGAAUUUGGCACCAAAGGUGAAAUUGACAAGAAUUCUGCUAUUUUCUCCUUCUAAUCCAAGCAACAGGAAAAAAAUGUUUCAGAGCCAGUCCGCCAUCAAACUUCACACCUCCAGCAUUCUUACCUCUUCCCCUCUGGAUCAGCUCCCAGACCGGCAGGGAGUCCUUUACAAGAAAAAUAACCACGCCACUACCUAUCAGCGCUGCUGGUGUGAGCUCCGAGGAAAUCUUCUUAUCUGCUGGGAACAGCCUGGAGACCGGGCUCCUUGUCAUCUCAUUGUGUUAGAAGGCUGCACGGUGGAGUUGCAGGAAUCCACCUCGGAGCCUCAUACUUUUAAAAUCUGCUACCGCAAUGUCUUGCCUGACCAGUCUUAUAAGAUGGCAGCUGAGGAUCAAGAGACGAUGGAAGACUGGAUGCGAGCUCUCAGCAGGGCGGGAUUUGAGUACCUCCGAGCGUUGGUUACCAAGUUGGAAGGCCAAUUUCACCGGCUGAAGAGCCAACAGUACUCUGAGGAAGAAGCAAGCUGCAAGGCCACGGACCUUCCCCUGCAGCCUCCAAAACCAGUGGCACAAAGAAGAUUCCCCCACAUGGAUUUCGCUUGCCUCCAUCAGGAAUUUGGGAAGGACGUCAAAAGGGCCAGGGAGCAGUGGCAGGAGGGAAAGGGGAAGCAUGUCCCAGAAUGGGAGACAUUUGGCUGUGACCAGUGA
This is a messenger RNA of Pseudonaja textilis, 741 nucleotides long. NCBI's taxonomy places the organism in Eukaryota, Metazoa, Chordata, Lepidosauria, Squamata, Elapidae. The record is from RefSeq and is a predicted model, not a curated record.